Brienomyrus brachyistius is the source of this 8299-nucleotide messenger RNA. RefSeq names its product unconventional myosin-XV-like. Bases 1128 to 8273 code for a protein of 2381 amino acids. Lineage: Eukaryota; Metazoa; Chordata; Actinopteri; Osteoglossiformes; Mormyridae. Gene Ontology annotation, biological process: signal transduction. The record is from RefSeq and is a predicted model, not a curated record. Gene Ontology annotation, molecular function: ATP binding; protein binding; cytoskeletal motor activity. Gene Ontology annotation, cellular component: cytoskeleton; myosin complex. The transcript is spliced from 65 exons.
CCCAUGUUCAGGGCUGGACUGGCCAUCCGACAUGGAGGCCAUUCUCCUGGUGGACUGACUGGUACAGUAUGUUGCUCAGCAAAAUCUAUAGUGGAACAAUCUUGCUGUUCAACAAACGUUAUUGCAGGGGCCCCACAUGGCAAACUCUUCCAGGAGAUCCCAAAAUUCAGAGCUGAUUUUUAAUCCCACUCCAGCCCUGCUCGUGUUUCACAUUCUUAUUUUGGAUUACUUUAGCGUAAUUUAAUACCAUAACCAGAAACUCAACCACUGAAGCUUUGAUGUAUAACCAUGUCAUUUGUUUGUUUUUACAGCUGCGAAUUUCACUGAUGCCACUGGCACAGGCAGAAGUGUGCCACCUGGUGGCAGUAGAGGGUCCUAACUGCUAACUGCGAUCUUUUAUAUCUUGCGUUUACAGGAAGGAAUAUUAUGCAACAGAAUUCUAUCAAAAUUGGAGUCUGUUGAAUAAUUUUAUUAGUAUUCUUGCAGUCCAAUAACUAUGAUCCCCAACUCAUGUCUUGUAUUAGAUGGAUAACUGCUAAAAAGUCAGGUAUUUCAAAUUUGAGCUUUGUGAGGAGUGCUUGUUGACUGACAAACUUGCUCACAAAAUAAGCUGACAAAAUAAGAAAAAGUGAAAAGUUUUAAAAUAAGGCGUCCAUAAGAAGCUAUCCUACCCUGACAUGCUCUCAUUAUGCAUCAGCUGUAUCCCACCAGUACAGUUUUCUGAGAUCUUACUUCCCCAAAAUCCUACAAUUUCUCCAUCCACGAGCCCCCAAACAGAGGCAGAUGCCGUCCUUGUAACCAAUAAUAUCAAACUCUCAACUGCCACUGGGAAGCUUGCAGUCUGUAUCUCCGUUCAGGAGUGAACUCUCGCAUAAUAGGUAUCAUCAAUUAUGCAUUUGCUGGCUCUGCCACCGCUGAGAGAGAAAGGACAGAUGUGGAUCCAGGACGGUUUUCCAGGUGCAGCUUUUUCUCGAUAUUCUAUGGACUUUGGGAGCAGCGCUUUCACUGACCGAUUCUAAGGUGAACCUGAGCUGGCAAACAGCAUGGCGAGGCUGCACCUUCGGACACCGGUAACACGAGAGAUCUUUCCAAGAUGGUGGACUUCAGUGAGGGACGGUCAAUGAAAGAUGUUUACCAUCAGAAGUUUGCCAACGAUGAGAUACAGAGAAGUGGGUGAGGAAGAUGGUGUGGAGGACAUGACCCAGCUGGAGGAUCUCAGUGAAGGUGCGGUCCUGAUGAAUUUAAAGAAGCGAUUUGAUCAGCAACUAAUCUACACCUAUAUUGGAAGCAUCCUGGUGUCAGUAAAUCCAUACAAGAUGUUGAAUAUCUACGGCACAGAUCAGGCACUGCAAUACGAGGGACAUACACUGGGAGAGAAUCCCCCCCAUUUGUUUGCAAUUGCAAAUGUGUGUUACACGACGAUGAUGGAUGCCAAACAGAACCAGUGCAUUAUUAUCAGUGGUGAAAGCGGCUCGGGCAAGACGGAAGCUACCAAGCUCGUGCUGCGAUACUUGGCAGCGGUACAUUACAAGCGAAACAUCACGCAGCAGAUUCUUGAGGCCACUCCCUUGUUAGAGUCUUUUGGAAACGCCAAAACUGUCAAAAACGAUAAUUCAAGUCGGUUUGGAAAAUAUGUGGAAAUCUUUAUGGAGGAGGGUGUGAUCAGCGGUGCCAUAACCUCGCAGUACCUCCUUGAGAAGUCCAGGAUUGUGUUUCAGGCCAAAAAUGAAAGAAACUACCACAUUUUCUACGAGAUGUUGGCUGGCCUCCCUUCCCAGCAGAGGAGGUUGUUCUACCUUCAGGAGGCAGAGACUUACUAUUACCUCAACCAGGGAGGUAAUUGUGAGAUCCCUGGUAAAAGCGAUGAAGACGAUUUCCACAGGGUCCUUGGCGCCAUGGAGAUCCUCAGCUUCAGCGCUGAAGACCAGAACAGCAUCUUUAGAGUCCUGUCUUCUAUCCUCCACCUGGGAAAUGUGUUCUUUGAGCGCUAUGAGGCCGAUUCCCAGGAGAUGGCAUCAGUGGUGAGUGCGAAAGAGAUCCGUGUGGUGGCUGAACUGCUGCAGAUCUCACCAGAAGGGCUUCAGAAAUCCAUCACUUUCAAAGUGACGGAGACAAUGAGAGAGAAGAUAUAUACCCCUCUAACAGUGGAGAGUGCGGUUGAUGCCAGAGAUGCAGUUGCCAAGAUCCUGUACUCCCUUCUGUUCAACUGGCUCACAGACAGAAUAAAUGGUCUAGUUUAUCCAAGAAAUGAGUCCUUUUCCAUCUCUAUACUUGAUAUUUAUGGAUUUGAGGAUCUCGCAUUUAACAGCUUUGAACAGCUGUGCAUCAACUAUGCAAAUGAGUAUCUACAAUUCUUUUUCAAUAAGAUAAUAUUCAGGGAGGAGCAGGAUGAAUAUAUGAGAGAGCAGAUCAGUUGGAAUGAAGUGCCUUUCAGCAACAAUCAGGACUGUAUUGACCUCAUUGCCUCAAAGCCUUAUGGGAUACUUCGAAUUCUCGAUGACCAGAGUUGCUUCCCUCAGGCCACAGACCACACUUUCCUCCAGAAGUGUCACUACCACCAUGGAAACAACCCACUUUAUGCGAAGCCAAAGAUGCCCCAGCCUGAAUUCGCCAUUAAACAUUACGCUGGAAAAGUCACUUACCAGGCACACAAGUUCCUGGAUAAAAACUACGAUAACGUGCGGCAGGAUGUCCUGGAUCUCUUCACUCAGAGCAAAAACCGGAUGGUGGCAAACCUCUUCCUGAAACACACCGGCAUCCUGGCCAGACAGAGGUCCCUCUCGGGGAAGAGCAGCAUCGUCUCACGCCGCAUUCCGCCCUCCACGGUGGCGGCCAAGUUCCAGCAGUCCCUCCUGGAGCUCGUGGAUAAGAUGGAGAGGUGCAACCCUUUUUUUGUACGCUGCAUAAAACCCAACAAUAAAAAGGAACCUGGUGUAUUUGACACCGAGCUGGUCAGCACCCAGCUUCGGUAUUCUGGAAUCCUGCAGACGAUUAGGAUCCGGAAGGAAGGGUACCCGAUCAGAGUGCUUUUCCGUGAUUUUCUCAAUAGGUACAAAGCCCUGCUGGGAUUGCGAUGUCCUCCACCCAUGGACGGAGAGAAUUGUGUCGCCAUGUUGAAAAAGCUCUGCCUGGUCAAGAAAGCGGACUAUCAAGUUGGGGUCACCAAGAUCUUCAUGAAGGAGGACCUGUACCAGCUGCUGGAGAGCAAGCGGGACCGUGUGAUGCACGUAGCGGCCCUCACGCUGCAGCGCUAUUACCGCGUGUACCUCCUCCACAAACAGUUCACGUCUCUGCGCGUCACGGUCAUCAGACUCCAGGCCCAGUGCCGCGGCUUUCUCGUCCGGAUGCGUAUCGUGAAGAUGAGACGAAGCCUGAUCAGGUUCCGAGCUUUGGUCAACGUCUAUGUGAACCAAAAGAGAAACAUUGAGGUAAAGCUGGCAUCUGUGAGGCAAGCAGAGGCCGAAAGGAUGCAAAUCGAAAUGGAGCUGAUGAGGCGGAGAGUGGUCGAUGUCACCCACCUACCCAUCCCAGCGGAGCUCGGCGGACUCCUACAGGCCUUGGCAGCUGGCAAAGAGCUGCAUUCGGAUUGCCUUGCUCUGGUCCAGGCCCCAAAGAUACAGGUGGAGUCUCAGCUUACGCUACCACUUGACAUUAACAACUACCUCAUCUCCAGAUAUAUCCAGACUCACUUUAGGGAACCAAAGUUUGGAAUGUUGACUGAACCACUUGAAGCCCCUUUGACGCAUUUGGAUGAGGAGUUGAAACAAGAAGCUCUGGACAUCUUCUUAAUGAUUUUAAGGUUUAUGGGAGACCCACAUCUCAAUGGAGCUCAGGAGAACCUGUUUGGGAACUACAUCAUCCAGAGGGGCUUGUCUAUCCAGGGGCUGAGGGAUGAAAUCCUAUUUCAAAUUGCCAACCAAGUCUGGAGAAACGACAACUCUGCCAACUCGGAGAGGGGCUGGCUGCUCCUCUCUGCCUGCUUGAGCGCAUUUGCACCGUCUAAAAAAAUGGACAAAUAUCUUCUAAAGUAUGUUUCAGACUAUGCCUACAAUGGCUUCAAAGCUGUUUGCCAACACAGACUUAUACAAGCUAUGCAGAAGUCCAAGCAUGACCCAGGGACUGCCAGAACCUACCCACCAUCUCUGCUGGAGUGGACAGCCAAUAGGAAAAGAGCAAACAUGGUUUUGCAGGUUCAUUGUUUUGAUGGGGCCUCCUUCCUGUGUCCUCUUCAUUCCUGGACCAAUGGAGAGGAGUUGGCAGGAGACGUACUCCGGCACAGGGGAGUACUGGAUGGCCGCAGAGGCUGGUCAGUCCUCCUGAAGGAGCACAGAAACCGUGUAGAACUACAGGGGCAUGACUACGUCAUGGACCUCAUAUGUGACCUAGAACUAAUGGCCGACUUCCCAAGGCAGAAGUCCUACUUCAUCUCCUCUUCAGAAGAUCCAUCCCAGACCAAGUUCGAUGGCCGCAUCAGCCUGUUUGGGAGUGGUUUUGAAUCUGAUGAAGAAGGACCACUCUCCCACACAAGAUAUCCAGCUAUGCACAGCCUGCCUGACUCAGAGGGGUACCACAGCCAUGCGGAAAAUGACAUGAUGGCGGACGUCCCCACGCAGAGAGGUUUGGACCGGUACCUUGACAGCCUGUUUGACCCGGUCCUCUCGUAUGGCAAUGGGGACCUGGACAAGCCGACCAGCAUCUCCAGCCGGAUGAAGGGUGGCGGUGGAGUCGGUGGGGGCGAGAGGGGGGGCGCGCCGUCUGCCGCAGGCACGUCUUACCGGCCCAACUGGCAGUCUGGCGCCGUGCAAGUGCUGCCCAGGGUAGGCGGGGCUGUACCAGGCGUGCCAGGCAUGUCCACUGUACCACCGACGCCCAAUGUGCCAACACUGCCAGGUGCUGAACAGACUGUUCUGACCCCACAGCAGCAAGCCGUCAUUAACCAGCAGGCCAUCAUCAUUGCCCAGCAGAUGACCAUGCAGGCCAUGGCCAUAGUCUCCAGCCCCAUGACCAGCCCUCCAGGCAGCCCACCAACCAACCCCUACGCCAGGCCCCCCGUCAAUCCCUACACUAACCUUACUAACCCCUAUGCCAGCUGUCUCGCUGACUCGGCCGGCCGGGACCGCUCUGCCAAGAGUGUGUCCCCCCUCCCCCGCGCUGCCGUGGCCGCUCCGGCAAAAGGGACGACACAAGCCCCCGGUCCCCCCAGUGACAAGGAAAAGCCUCAGCGCUCCGGUCAGGAUGUGGUGAGAUCCUCCGCCACCAACUCGGAGCACACAGAGCCAACACACAGCAUCAAGGACAUCAUCAAACAGUACCAGCCGACCCCAGCCACCAAACCCGCCGAGAUUAAAAGGAAAGAAGGCAAAGUGUUUGUGAAGAAGAUGAACCCCCAUGAUGAAGCCAUGAUGAUCCUGAAAGGACAGAUGAACACUCAGCCACCUGAGCUCAGAAAGCCAAUAGCCUCCAUUACUGCAGUAUCUUCAUUAAAGGAACAGAACAUGGAUGAGGAAAGAGUUCUGAGGCGUCCCAGAAGCAUCAGGACGAUACGGGCCCAGACGCUGGUUCCGCUGAGCUUUCAGGGAGCCUGUGCGCCUCCUACAGUGUCCCGAGAGCUGCCAGUGGAGGGAGAGGACAUCCAGACCCAGCUGCACAGGAGGAUCAACGAGGACCACUACACCUACACCAACGUGCCCUGGAAGGUCUACCUCCGGAAGGAGGUUUUCUACCCAAAGGAGAGCUUUAACAGUCCGCUAGUACUGGAUCUUAUAUUCAGACAGAUCAUCAGUGAUACCUUCUCAGAGGCCUGUAUCCGCAUCAGCAAGGAGGAGAGACUCAAAAUGAAAUCUCUCUUCGCCGAGCACCGGAUCGAUUCAGGGACUCUCAGCCAGGAUGAUGGUGUGAAGAAAAAGGUGGUCACGACCGCGCGCGAUUCCUGGGACAUUUACUUCUCACGCCUGUUCCCGGCCUCCGGCAGUGUGGGCACUGGCGUGCAGGUCCUCGCCGUCUCCCACAGUGGGAUCAAACUCCUCAGGAUGGUAAAGAGCAGCGCAGCCGAUCUGGACUACUUCAGGGUCCUACGGCCCUACAGCUAUACGGACAUCAUGUUCCUCACCAUCCCCUCAAGGAACAUGCUGGAGAUCAACCUGACCAAUGAGAAGCUGAUACUGUUCUCCCCUAAAGCCUCUCAGGUCAAAGCUAUGGUGGACUUCUUCAUCACCGAGCUCAAGAAAGAUUCAGACUGUGUGGUGGCCGUACAGAAUUACAUCACAGAUGAGAGGACACUUCUGAGCUUCCAUAAGGGGGACAUCAUCCGACUGCAGGCCCUGGAUGGAUUGCAGGAAGGUCAGUACUACGGAUGUGUCGUGAGGAAGAAGGUGAUGUAUUUAGAAGGAUUGAAGAAAGACACCCCUGACUUUGGCUGGAGGUUUGGCGCGAUCCAUGGCCGUUCAGGGAUAUUCCCUGCAGAACUCGUCCAGCCUGUGGCAGCACCGGACUUCAUCAAUCUGCCCGUGGACAGGAAGGAGAAGCCAAAGAACAGGCAAGGUCAGGUGGCGGCAUCUGCUGCAGUUGUUGUGGCUGUGGCCUCAUCUGUAGCUGCCCACGAACUGGAUCAUUCCAUUGAGGUGGCGCUCAAUGUCAGUGAUUACCACGAGGAUUGCGGUGACAACAAUAAUUCCGAUCUGGAUGAGUCUGUGCUGCAGGACAGCCAAUACAACCUAGUGGAGUUUGCCAAGAAGUACUUCAGAGGAGCCCAGGCGAGAAAUAGUGAUUCAUACAGAAAGAAGUCCAAGAAGAGCAAAGAUUUGAGAGAACCUUCUGACAUGGUGAAAUACUCCAAGUUCCCGAUCCAGGAGUCUUUAAUAGACUUCACAGAUGUUAACAUAAACAGAGUCGCUGUGGACAUUUUCCUGGCUAUUAUGAAGUUUAUGGGCGACCAGCCCCCAAGAGGUCAGACAGAACAAGAUGUGGUCUGUCAGUUUCUGAAGCUAACUGGGGAGUAUGGACCAUUGAAGGAUGAAGCUUACUGCCAGCUCCUCAAGCAGAUCACUGCAAACACGAGUUCGAAACUGGACAGCUCUCAGAAGGGUUGGAGGCUGCUCUACAUCCUCUCAGCCUACUACCGCUGCUCAGAGGUGAUGAAGCCCUACCUCCUGAGGUUUCUGCAGGACACCUCUAAAGGGCCCGGCGUUCUCUUCCAAGGAAUCGCUAAAGCUUGUGAGCAAAAUCUCAGAAAGACGUUCCAGUGUGGUGGACGCCGAGUGUUCCCCGGAAACAUGGAACUGAAGGCCAUGGUGGCGGGACGAAGCUCCAAGCGGCAGUUGAUUCUCAUUCCUGGAGGAAUCGAGCGCCAUCUCAAAAUCAAAACGUGCACCGUUGCAUUGGAUGUUAUAGAAGAAAUUUGUUAUGAGAUGGGACUACAAAAAGCAGAGGCAAUGCAGGAGUAUGCCAUUUUUGUGGUCACCAACAAAGGCCAGCAUGUACGCCCACUGAACAAGAAAGAGUACAUUCUGGACAUCGCUACGGAGGCUGAGCAGACUGACAGCAGCUACAGCUUCUGGUUUAGGAGGGUGAUCUGGUCCCAACCACUGAAGUUUGACAACGAGCUUUGUGUCACUAUGCACUUCAACCAGGUGCUUCCUGACUACCUAAAGGGCCUGCUCAGCGUCCUGCCCCAGGGGAAGCUCAGCGAGCAGCAAUGUCAGCAAAUAUGCAAGCUAGGUGCACUGCAACACCGUGCAAAGGACAGCAUCUACCUGCCCACCAUCCGUGAGGUUCAGGACUGCGUUCCAGCUAAGUUCUUUGGGUUACAGCGCCCUCAACAGUGGUUAAACAUGGUGAUUCAACACAUGCAGCAGGUCCAAGCCCUGAGCCCUCACCAGGCCAGAGCACAAUUCCUAGGGCUGGUGAGCGCCUUCUCCAUGUUCGGCUCAUCCUUCUUCUUCAUCCAGAGCAGCAGCGACAGUUCUAUUGUAACACCAUGCAUACUGGCUGUCAAUCAAAAUGGCCUGAACUUCCUGAACAAGGACUCGCUGGAGCUGAUGGUGAAAUUCCCCCUGAAGGAGGUGCAGUCCACACGCACGCAGAGACCCACAGCUGGCUCCAGCUUCCCCUACGUGGAGGUCAUGCUGGGAGACCUGAUUUCCCAGCACAUCACGCAGCUUCAGCUGGAGCAGGGCCUGGAACUCUGUCGCGUCAUUGCUGUGCACGUGGAGACGAUGCUUUCCGCACGUGAGAGGCGGCUGACCCUCCCCCCCAGCGAAAUCACCUUGCUCUGAUGGGGCUUUAUCCGCAUAGGCUGCAG